This is a messenger RNA of Eremomyces bilateralis CBS 781.70, 424 nucleotides long. RefSeq lists its product as uncharacterized. Bases 104 to 331 code for a protein of 75 amino acids. Lineage: Eukaryota; Fungi; Ascomycota; Dothideomycetes; Eremomycetales; Eremomycetaceae. The record is from RefSeq and is a predicted model, not a curated record. The transcript has a single exon.
UCAUUUCUAUCUACGAUAUCUUCACAAAACGACGUUUAAUCUUAAUAUACAAUACAUUUCUAUAAUGCCCUGAUCAAAGGCUACAAAGCAAUAUUUAUAUCACAUGAAAAAGUCUAUGUUCUACUCACUUCAAACUGUCGCGUCUUCUUGUCAACUGUCGAGCCGAAAGAUGAUGCACGUUGCCUUGGGCAACGAGCUGGAAUAUUUGAUGCAUUUUCUGCCGCCGCCCAUAGCCGUACGAAACCUAACUUAUUAUUAUUAUUAUUUACAUGAGCAGAUUGCUCUCGAUGAGCUGUAUAAUUUGAUAUGGAUAAGACAAUAUCUAGACUAGGUUUUCGUUGGUUACGGGUAUGCCAUUGCGUUGAGCAUGAAAGUGCUCAACUUCUUGAAUAAGUUUGUGGCCACUUUAUUCAUCAACUACAGA